ACAACUGCAACAACUAGAGCAGCAAUUGCAACUGGAGCUAGACUACAAGCACAUGAAUGGCAAUCUGGUGGCAGCAGUUGACUUCAAUGGAACACUUGCCUUUGGACGGCCGCCGCCGCCCCACCAGUACCGCAAUGGGAACGGACUUUAUGCGGGCGCCGACUGCAGCAAAAGCAGCAACCACAGCAGCAGCAACUUCAUCCUGAAGCUCAUCGCGAUGAUCCUGUACGCAAUGGUGUGCAUCGUCGGUCUCUUCGGCAACACCCUCGUAAUCUACGUGGUGAUGCGGUUCUCCAAGAUGCAGACGGUGACCAACAUCUACAUUUUGAAUCUGGCGAUAGCCGACGAGUUCUUCCUGAUCGGCAUUCCCUUCCUUAUCUACACGAUGCAGGUGGGCAACUGGUCAUUCGGGGACUACAUGUGCAAGGCGUACAUGGUGAGCAGCUCCAUCACAUCGUUCACCUCCUCGAUCUUCCUGCUGAUCAUGUCCGCGGACCGGUAUAUAGCUGUCUGCCAUCCGAUAUCGUCGCCCCGCUACCGUACCCCGUUCGUGUCGAAGCUCGUGUCGGCCUUCGCCUGGAUGACCUCCGUGCUGCUGAUGCUGCCGGUGAUCCUGUUCGCCAGCACCGUGCCAGCGGAGAACGGACUGCUGACCUGCAACAUCGAGUGGCCCGACACCCAGAACCUGGACUCGGACUCCACAUUCAUACUGUACUCCCUGGUGCUGGGCUUCGCCACGCCGCUGACCUUCAUCCUGGUCUUCUACUGCCUGGUCAUUCGGAAGCUGCACACGGUGGGGCCCAAGCACAAGUCAAAGGAGAAGAAGCGCUCCCACAGGAAGGUCACCAAGCUGGUGCUGACCGUCAUAACCGUGUACAUCAUGUGCUGGCUGCCCCACUGGAUCUCGCAGGUGGCCCUAAUCAACUCGGUCCCGAAUCCGUGCGGUGCCUCCCGACUGGAGCUGGCAGUCUUCCUGGUCUGCGGCUGUCUCAGCUACUCGAACUCGGCGAUGAACCCCAUUCUCUACGCCUUCCUCAGCGACAACUUCAAGAAGAGUUUCAUGAAGGCCUGCACUUGUGCGGCCCGCAAGGACGUCAACGCCCAGCUCCAGCUGGAGAACAGCUUCUUCCCGAAGUUCGGCAAGGGCCGGCAGUCGGAGCGGCUCAUCGGUGGCGGCAACAAGGGGGCCAAAACCGGUGGCACGGCCAAGAAGAGGGCUGCUCUGGCUGCAGCGAGAAACAACAAUGCCCCGAUGGCCACCACCACAACGACCACGACAACGACCGGAACGGACACCGUGACCUCUGUGCAGCCAGCAGUUCAUAAUGUUCCUGCCGAGUUACUAGCGCCAUCCGGCAGCUGCAGCAGCAGCGGCAAUCCUGCCACUCUCCUGGUGGUCAAUGCCGAGACCAACAACUGUAAGCCGCCCGUGCUGCACACGGACUUAUAAGAGCGGGCCCAGGCCCGUGCUAUGCCGCUGGAGACGGUUGUGCUUAUAGCCAGAAGAUGAGGGCACGCCGACAUCGGAGUGGGAGUGGGAGUGCGAGUGGGAGUGGAGCUGGAGCUCGAUCGACAGCUGACAAUGCAGUCGGAGUUCCUGCUUUAGGCUAAGCGUUCGUUCUCUCGAUGGAUAUUGAUAUUUUAUAUUGAAAAAGCAAAGCGAUGCGAAAGCGAUGUUGAGACCUCGUUUGAUCGCAAAUGAUAAUGCCAGAGAAUCCUAUAGGUACAUAGAGAAUUCUUAAUGCCCAUCAAAAGGAAUCGAUGAAACCUUUAUGACAGAUUCUCAGUCAGAAAUAGUGUCAAAACUAAAGUAUUCAUCAUAAAAGUGUUUCAGAUCGGAGGAUAUAUCAAACGUAAAUCACAGUCGCAGUCGCCGUCGCCGUCGCAUCAGUUUGCCAAUCAGAUAAGUUUUGCAUAAGUGUGGAUACUUUUAAUGUCGUUUUCCCAUUUAGAUACUCUGCUAGAAUAAGGUUGAAAAUCUCUACAAAUAAGCUGAGUAGUGAAGAGCGUGAAACAAAGCAAAUAGUGGAACAUAACCAGUUUCGAGUGUUAGUUUUGUAAGCCAAAGAUUUGAUCUUAGAUUUCAAGGAAAGACUUUGAAAUACACAAGGAAUAACUCAGAAAAAAAGGCGCCAUUAACAAGCCAAAACAAACCCAAAGAGAACCCAAAGAAUUCCAGAAAGGCAAAUAAUUCCAUUGGAAAUAAAACGAACAAAGUAUUCUCUGAAACAAGAAACAAGAAAUAAAAUAAUAAAUACCGAAAAAAGUCCUUUUUCAAUUCGAAUUAAAUUGUAAUGUGAUUGUAAAAUAAAACAAUAAC
Molecule: messenger RNA, 2320 nt
Organism: Drosophila persimilis
Lineage: Eukaryota; Metazoa; Arthropoda; Insecta; Diptera; Drosophilidae
Gene: AstC-R2
Product: somatostatin receptor type 5
Exons: 1
Biological process (GO): G protein-coupled receptor signaling pathway
Cellular component (GO): membrane; neuron projection
Molecular function (GO): somatostatin receptor activity; peptide binding
Source: RefSeq, a predicted model, not a curated record